UGGAAGGUCGGCUCAACGUUAUGGUUCCAGGAGGAGGAGGGGAAAGCAGACAGAGAGACAGUUGGGAGGGUAUAAAAGGAGCAGAUCAGGCAACAGGUGCACAUUUACAGAUGUUGGCGACUCUUGAAAAUAUUCAGUACUUCCAAGAUCUGGGCCCUAGAGAGUCGUCGUCUGGGAACCUGGACCUUGAUAUGAUUGAGGAGUACCUGCAAGAGCACUCGGUGGAGGUGAUGUCAGCACCAGGUGUGCCGAGAAGAAAUCAACAGGGACACGGCAUGGCAGAAAACAGCUGGCCUGGACAUUAUACAUAUGAAUGGAAUUAUGGUGGAGUACCAGCAACAGAUGAGACACAUGAACAACAGCCUCCGCAGCAGCAGCAGAUGUGGCUCUGUCAGUCCAGUCACAAUGAGUGGGGACACUUCCAGUAUGACAGAAACCAAUACAGUGAUUCAGAUUCGCUGUCCACCAGUUCUGGUUGCCAAGAAUUUCCACCAUCUCCGACUUCUGACAUGAAGGGUCAGAUUGCGUAUGACUCGCUGGCUCUAGCGCCACUCUCAGGUAAAAGGAAAGAACGGCUGUUUCAGUUCUUAUAUGAGAUGCUACAGACACCAGACAUGCGGAGCUGCAUUUGGUGGGUUCAGUCUAACAAUGGAACGUUCCAGUUCUCAUCUCAGAAUAAGGAAAAGCUGGCUGAGAUGUGGGGCAGGCGCAAGGGCAACCGAAAAACCAUGACGUACCAGAAAAUGGCCCGCGCCCUGCGAAACUAUUCGCGAACGGGAGAGAUCUGCAAAGUGAAGCGUAAACUCACCUAUCAGUUCACUGAGAGAACACUGAGAGGCCUUCAGAACAACUCGCAAAGAUUUAUGGGUAGUUAAUGUGGUUCAUCCACCAAGAAUUUCUCCUAACUGGGAAAGUGUGAACAAAUACUGAGUAUUUUACAGAAAAUGGUUUUGCCUUUUUAAUGUUCAUAAUGUAAUGUGGGCAUAAAACUCUGAUUUUCUAAUGUUAUUUGGCUUAAUUGAGGCUCAAAUGAACUUGGGAAUUGUAUCUACAAUAACAUGGAAUAACAUGAAAUUCUAAGAAGUUGAAAGUGAUAUUUGAAUUAUGUAAAUCUGAGGAUUUUUAACCAUGACACUACGUUAUAUGUAGUUAUAAAUCCGUUUUGCUUGUUAUUUUGAUAAAAUAUUUGCCAGUUUUUGUGCUUAUUUCAACGACUUUUUAAUAACAUUAAAAUGUUGACAUCUAAUGUGUCUGAAUAAAUUGAUCUUAACAUGGAAAGUUGUAUUUUUUUUUAAACUUAUAUUUUUAUGGGCUUUUUACACCUUUAUUUUGAGAGGACAGUGGAGAGCUGACAGGAAAGUACUGGGAGGAGAGAGGGGAACAGUAUUGGCAAAGGACCACGAGGUGGGAUUCAAACUCGGGUCGCUGUGAGUGUAGUUGCACUAUAUGUCAAUGCACUAACCACAAGUCUAUGGGUACUGACAGGAAGUUGUAUUUUUGACAAUAA
Molecule: messenger RNA, 1507 nt
Organism: Labeo rohita (rohu)
Lineage: Eukaryota; Metazoa; Chordata; Actinopteri; Cypriniformes; Cyprinidae
Product: transcription factor PU.1
Exons: 6
Coding region: 21-875 (284 amino acids)
Biological process (GO): cell differentiation; regulation of transcription by RNA polymerase II
Cellular component (GO): nucleus
Molecular function (GO): DNA-binding transcription factor activity, RNA polymerase II-specific; sequence-specific DNA binding
Source: RefSeq, a predicted model, not a curated record